ACUGCAAAAUCCAUAACUUUAGCGAGACGCGAUUCAAAAACUUCAAGUAAGCAAAUCCGUAGAGAGAGAGAGAGAGAGAGAGAGAGAGAGGGAGGUGAUUUUGAAAUUAAAUUUUCACUCUCCGACUACCUUAUCCACCGGAGUUUCUUCUCCUACUGUCUAUUCUCCUCGCAGGAGUUAACAGCUGUUCUCCGCACAAGUACUCUUUCCUCCUCCGGGCAGUUACCGAUCGCUCGAAUCGUUCUUCAAGAUGAUUGGAUCGUUUCUUACAAGAGGAUUGGUGAUGUUGUUGGGUUAUGCCUACCCUGCGUACGAAUGCUACAAGACUGUUGAAAAGAACAGGCCUGAAAUUGAGCAACUUCGCUUUUGGUGCCAGUACUGGAUAUUGGUUGCUUGCUUGACAGUCUUUGAGAGAGUUGGUGAUGCCUUUGUUUCAUGGGUUCCAAUGUACAGUGAAGCUAAGUUAGCAUUCUUCAUCUACCUGUGGUAUCCUAAAACCAGGGGCACUACCUAUGUCUACGAAUCCUUCUUUAGGCCAUAUCUCUCACAGCAUGAGAAUGACAUAGACCAUAGUUUGUUGGAGCUAAGGACAAGAGCUGGAGAUAUGGCUGUUGUAUAUUGGCAACGAGUUGCAAGCUAUGGUCAGACCAGAAUCUUUGAGAUUCUCCAGUAUGUUGCUGCACAAUCAACUCCAAGGCCGCAACAACCUCAGAAACGUGGAGGCAGAGCUAAUCAAGUUCCUGUUAAGCCUAAGAAAUCCCCUACCGUUCAACCAGAACCUGAAGAAGCAGCGUCGUCUAGCUCGUCUUCAAGCGACAGUGACGGUAAUGAUGCUACCAGUAAAGCAGCAGGCCCUUCAAAAGCUACUUCUGGACCAGCCACAGAUACCAAAACCGCGGGUAUCACUCAGAUAGUACAAAAGUUAGUCUCUUCUCCCCCAACCCAAUCAACCUCCCAAGUGGAAGCGGAACCAAUGCAGAUAGAAGAAGUGGAAGGAGAAGGGGAAGCGGAAUCAGUGAAUGGAAACGCGAACCCGGAAGGUCCAAAGGAGACAGUUAUGGAGCAGACAAUCAGGAUGACUCGCGGGAGGUUGAGGAAGACGCGGUCAGAGGAAAGCCGUUGAAAUAAAAGGUUCAAAAGUUGUUGACUACUUUCAUUACAUUUGUCUCUCUGUCUCUAGUCCUGCUUCUAGAAUUAUGUCGACAGGAAGUAAACUAGUUGGGAUGCUUGUGUGAAAAGUAAAUCUGCUUGUUUUUUUUUUCUUUCUUUUAUUCAAUUCGUUGCGUUAGGUGUAUGGCACUCUUUGUUUUGUACUUUUGUUUGUUUCUCCUGA
Molecule: messenger RNA, 1333 nt
Organism: Raphanus sativus (radish)
Lineage: Eukaryota; Viridiplantae; Streptophyta; Magnoliopsida; Brassicales; Brassicaceae
Product: HVA22-like protein i
Exons: 7
Coding region: 251-1123 (290 amino acids)
Source: RefSeq, a predicted model, not a curated record